Messenger RNA from Rosa chinensis, 2593 nucleotides. RefSeq names its product prolycopene isomerase, chloroplastic. The coding region runs from base 180 to 2192 and encodes 670 amino acids. The record is from RefSeq and is a predicted model, not a curated record. Gene Ontology annotation, molecular function: carotenoid isomerase activity; oxidoreductase activity. The transcript has 14 exons. NCBI's taxonomy places the organism in Eukaryota, Viridiplantae, Streptophyta, Magnoliopsida, Rosales, Rosaceae. Gene Ontology annotation, biological process: carotenoid biosynthetic process.
CGCCUCGUUUACCUAAAAAAAAAAAACAAAAAGCCCAUUGUCUCAUCUUCUGUAGGAAUCAUGAAGUGGAAUCACCACCCACUCAGGCACUCACCAUUUUAAUUAACCAACAGCAGCAGGCCAGCAGCGACCUCUUCCUCCUCUCCCACUACUUCAAAAGCACUGCUUCCAAAUCAAACAUGCACUUUCCCCACUUGCUAAGCUUCACUUCCACACCUGCCAUGCACCUUUCUCAGUUUCCCAGUCACCACAGCCAGUCAUCUGGCCAUGUUCAGAGUCCCCACUUGGGUAAAACCAGACCCAGAAGUCAACAACCUCCGAUUUCCACUUUAGGAUGUUACAAUGUUAAAGACUACUUGCAGACUCAAACACCCAAAAGGAAAUUGAAUCAAGGAAGUGGGUUGAGAUAUUCGAAUUCGAAAAAUAGGAGCUUUGCAGUGAGGUCCAGUUCAACAUUGAGCGUAGAUAAAGUGUUGGAGAGUGAUGGAAAGGCAGGUGGGAAGAGUAAAUAUGAUGCUAUUGUUAUAGGGUCAGGGAUUGGAGGGUUGGUUGCAGCUACACAGUUGGCUGUGAAGGGUGCCAAGGUUUUGGUUUUGGAGAAGUAUGUGAUUCCUGGUGGGAGUUCUGGGUACUAUGAGAGGGAUGGUUAUACUUUCGAUGUUGGGUCUUCUGUCAUGUUCGGUUUCAGCGAUAAGGGCAAUCUAAACUUGAUAACACAAGCAUUGGCAGCAGUGGGUUGUGAGAUGCAGGUGAUACCUGAUCCAACUACUGUCCAUUAUCAUCUACCGGAUAAUCUUUCUGUUCGAGUACACAGAGAAUACAGUGAAUUUAUUUCAGAACUUACUGCUAAAUUUCCCCAUGAAAAGAAUGGGAUCCUAAAAUUCUUCGGUGAAUGUUGGAAGGUUUUCAAUGCCUUGAACUCUUUGGAACUGAAGUCACUUGAAGAGCCUAUCUAUCUUUUUGGACAGUUCUUUCAGAAGCCUCUUGAAUGCUUGACACUAGCCUAUUAUUUGCCUCAAAAUGCUGGGGACAUAGCUCGUAGGUACAUUCAGGAUCCCCAACUGUUGUCUUUCAUUGAUGCGGAGUGUUUUAUUGUGAGCACGGUCAAGGCUUUGCAGACACCGAUGAUCAAUGCGAGCAUGGUGAUGUGUGACAGGCAUUAUGGUGGAAUUAACUACCCUGUUGGUGGCGUUGGGGGAAUUGCAAAGUCCUUGGCGAAAGGUCUGGUGCAGCUGGGCAGUGAGAUACUUUACAAGGCCAAUGUUACUGGCAUCAUACUUGAUCAGGGUAGAGCUGUUGGAGUAAGGCUUUCAGACAAGAGGGAAUUUUUUGCCAAAACCAUAAUAUCAAAUGCUACAAGAUGGGAUACCUUUGGAAAGCUGUUAAAAGAAGAAGACCUUCCAAAAGAAGAGGAAAACUUUCAGAAACUUUAUGUUAAGGCACCAUCUUUUCUUUCCAUACACAUGGGGGUGAAAUAUGAUGUUCUGCCACCAGAUACAGAUUGCCACCAUUUUGUGCUUGAGGAUGAUUGGGCAAGGUUAGAGGAGCCAUACGGAAGUAUAUUUUUAAGCAUUCCAACUAUUCUUGAUCCAUCGUUAUGCCCAGAAGGGCGGCAUAUUCUUCACAUAUUUACAACCUCUUCCAUUGAGGACUGGGAGGGACUCUCUCGAAAGGACUAUGAAGCAAAGAAGGAGCGUGUGGCAGAUGAAAUCAUUAGCAGAUUAGAGAAAAAACUAUUUCCAGGGCUCAUGUCAUCUAUCGUUUUUAAGGAGUUUCUCCAAUCAUGUCAGGUGGGAACGCCAAAGACACACAGGCGGUACCUGGCUCGUGAACAGGGUACUUAUGGACCAUUACCACGCAGAACUCCUAAGGGCUUAUUGGGAAUGCCAUUCAACACAACAGCCAUAGAUGGUCUUUACUGUGUUGGUGAUAGCUGCUUUCCGGGACAAGGUGUUAUAGCUGUAUCCUUCUCAGGAGUAAUGUGUGCUCAUCGUGUAGCUGCUGAUAUAGUCUCAGUUUCCUCGUCAAAGGAACAAGGAACAUUUGGGUUUGGUGGGGUUCCUUUUGUAGAAGACCACAUCGCCCUCACUCAUAUCUCAUUGAUCCCACAUUUCACAAUUUGGGUCUUGAGAAGAAGUCUCCAGUACUGGAUGCUGCCCUUCUUGGACUACUUGGGUGGUUUAGGACAUUAGCAUGAGACUUUGUCAUACAGGAAUACAAUCUGAAGUGCAGCUUGACAAUUUGGCUGGAGAAGCAUUAUGUUGCUUGGGUUGAUGCUUGUAAAGACAAUUAUAAGUAGCAGGUUUGGGGCAUAUUGAUGGAUGGAAUGGUAGGCAUAUCUUGCUUGUAACUUGUAAGUAUCACUGUUAUAUAGUAAGUUGAGGAGGUUCAAUGUGCUCUCCCUAUUUUUUUUUAUACUUUUUUUUUUUUAGAGCCUAGUGAGUGUUUUAUGGCAGUAGCCAUGUUAUCAACUUUGGCACAGUUGAAUUACCUUUUGUAGUUCUUACAUGAUUAAGAUGAAGUUUAUACACAUUGCUCCGGAAAAACUAUACAGGGAGCUCCAUGCUAUUUGAUCUUCAAUCUUUUCCUGCCA